AUGGCCAAGUCAAAGAACUCGUCCCAGCACAACCAGAGCCGCAAGGCUCACCGUAACGGUAUCAAGAAGCCCAAGACUUCCAGAUACCCUUCCCUCAACGGAACCGACCCCAAGUUCCGACGAAACCACAGACAUGCUCUCCACGGCACCAUGAAGGCUCUGAAGGAGCUCAAGGAGGGCAAGCGCGAGACCGCAUGA
This is a messenger RNA of Trichoderma asperellum CBS 433.97, 198 nucleotides long. It is a transcript of the gene RPL29, whose product is annotated as 60S ribosomal protein eL29. Gene Ontology annotation, cellular component: cytosolic large ribosomal subunit; ribosome. NCBI's taxonomy places the organism in Eukaryota, Fungi, Ascomycota, Sordariomycetes, Hypocreales, Hypocreaceae. The record is from RefSeq and is a predicted model, not a curated record. Gene Ontology annotation, biological process: cytoplasmic translation. Gene Ontology annotation, molecular function: structural constituent of ribosome.